Humulus lupulus (European hop) is the source of this 2089-nucleotide messenger RNA. RefSeq names its product molybdate transporter 1. The transcript has a single exon. Lineage: Eukaryota; Viridiplantae; Streptophyta; Magnoliopsida; Rosales; Cannabaceae. Gene Ontology annotation, molecular function: molybdate ion transmembrane transporter activity. The record is from RefSeq and is a predicted model, not a curated record. Gene Ontology annotation, biological process: molybdate ion transport. The coding region runs from base 107 to 1522 and encodes 471 amino acids.
UUAAACCCUAAACAUAAUUAAUGUCAAAUUAAAUAAAUAAAUCAGCGUGCCAGCUUCUCCUAAGUUACUAUAAAUAACAAAAAAAAUACAUUUCUUCAACAAUCCGAUGGAACACCAAAACCCCUCCACCGAUAAACCAAGCACUCUCCCGGCCAAAUUCCUCCACCAAGUUCGAACCAAUCUACUCUUCAAGUCCAAAUGGGCUGAGCUCAACGGCGCCAUGGGAGACCUGGGCACUUACAUACCCAUCGUCCUGGCCCUCACUUUGGCUAGAGAUCUCAACCUCGGCACCACCCUCAUCUUCACCGGUGUCUAUAACAUUAUCACCGGCGCCAUCUACGGCGUCCCCAUGCCGGUCCAACCAAUGAAGUCCAUCGCCGCCGUAGCUUUGUCCAACUAUGAUUUUGGUAUCCCAGAGAUUAUGGCCGCCGGGAUCUUAACUGGCGGAGUCCUCUUCGUACUGGGUGUUACUGGGCUGAUGCAGCUCGUUUAUAAGCUGAUUCCUCUGAGUAUCGUUCGUGGGAUUCAGCUUGCUCAGGGGUUGUCGUUUGCCAUGACGGCAGUGAAGUACGUGCGAAAUAUUCAGAACCUGCCCAAGUCGAAAUCGUUAGGCAAGAGGCCAUGGACGGGUUUCGACGGACUAAUUUUGGCUGUCGUUUGCGCUUGUUUUAUUGUCAUAAUUAAUGGCGCCGGUGAAGAGCAGAGAACCCAAAAUUCAAAUUCCGAUAGUACGGAUGAUACUAGAGACGACCAAGACCAUGAACAGGAACGAGAAAGUCUACCCAUUAGCCGAUUCGAUCAGUGGAAGAAGAAGAUUACUUUGGUUACGAUUCCUUCGGCAUUUUUGGUGUUCUUGUUAGGUGUCGUUUUUGCCUUCAUAAGAAAGCCAAAUCUCGUUAAAGACAUCCAAUUUGGCCCUUCACCAAUAGAGGUUGUCAGAAUAACUCGCCGAGCAUGGAGGGACGGGUUCGUCAAGGGAACAAUACCGCAACUCCCGCUGUCCGUACUGAACUCCGUCAUUGCCGUCUGCAAGCUUUCGUCGGACCUCUUCCCCGGAAAGGAUUUCACAGCGACGUCAGUCUCCGUCACAGUGGGGCUGAUGAACGUGGUGGGCUGCUGGUUCGGGGCCAUGCCAUGCUGCCAUGGCGCCGGGGGGCUGGCCGGUCAGUACAAGUUUGGCGGAAGGAGCGGUGCAUGCGUGGCCAUACUCGGUGCGUGCAAAUCAACGCUUGGAUUGGUGAUGGGGACGUCGCUGGUGGCGAUACUGACCCAGUUUCCGGUAGGGGUUUUGGGGGUUUUGCUGCUGUUCGCGGGGAUUGAGCUUGCGAUUACUGCGAGGGACAUGAGGACCAAGGAGGACUCGUUCGUGGUUCUCGUCUGUACGGCGGUGUCCCUCGUGGGCUCUAGUGCUGCACUGGGCUUCGUUUGUGGAAUGUUUGUUUAUGGGCUUCUCAGUCUUAGAAAACUGGGCUCGGGGAAGUCCUUUUCUGCCAUAUGGAUGCAUGGGAGUGGGACCCCCUAAAGGUAAAAAAAAAGAAAGAAAGAAAAGUUAAUUACAUUUUAAUCUCAAAUUUUUUUUUUUUGGUCGGGUAAUCUCAAAUACUUUCAGUUUAUAAGUAAAAUGUUAAAUUUAGUCAAUCAUGUUUUUAUAUGGAAACAAACUUACCUUUCAAAAAUGUUUCUCACAGAUAAAUUUCCCUAUAUUGAUUAUCAUAAACAUGUUUGAAUAGGUACUUACUAAGUUCACCUACUUUUAAUAUGUUAUUACGAUAAUAUAUCCUUAGAAACAUCAGCUAAUUUUGCUGAGUCAUAGAACUAUUGUGUACGGUUCUAUGUUUGAGCGUUCAAACUAGCCAAAAAGGGUAUGCGACAAAAAACGCCAACUGUAUUGUAUUCAGAUUGUUGUUUCAAAUAAGGAUGUGUUUGUACUCUCAAAUCCACAUCAAGGUAAGGUUUACUCACUACUUGGUGAGUAUUGAUUUUUUAAGCUUGUCACACUUUGUAAAUCAUUACCUGUACUCUGCAUCUGCAGUACUGUAUAUAUUUGUAAUAUAAUAUUGAAUUAGAUGAAAAGAUCUUAUUUAUACUA